Messenger RNA from Oldenlandia corymbosa var. corymbosa, 1596 nucleotides. The record is from the annotation of a GenBank genome assembly. Lineage: Eukaryota; Viridiplantae; Streptophyta; Magnoliopsida; Gentianales; Rubiaceae.
AUGACUGUAAUAGAAAAUCAACCCAAGUCCGCAAUCUGGCUCACACUACAAGUCAGCGAAAUGUUCCGGAGAAGGCAGAAGCACGCAAUCCGAUCCCAACAAUCCCAACAGCGGCUGCAGCAAGAACAGCAUCAACCAUCUGAUUCAUUACGAGUGGUGAUCAAAGAUGAAACUGCAAAUGUUGAUAGGCGUCCCAAAUCACCCGAAUCCGAUUGGUUGAUCAGAAUCAGGCAAAAAGUCGAGGAUGCCCACCAGAAUCAUAGAGCAAAUACGUGGUCCAGGCGCUGUAUUUACAGAAUACCCCAAUGCCUGCGAGAGAGCAAUGACAAAGGUUAUCAUCCCCAAGUUGUUUCCUUGGGGCCUUAUCACCACAACAAGCGACGCCUGCGAAGCAUGGAAACUCACAAAUGGCGCGCUGUUCUACAGAUUCUCAAGAGAACUAAUCAGGACAUCAAGUUAUAUCUUGGCGCCAUGAAAGAACUCGAAGAGAGAGCCCGCGCUUGUUAUGAAGGUCCAAUUCCCCUCAGCAGUGAGGAGUUUGUCGAAAUGAUGGUUCUUGAUGGUUGUUUCAUCCUGGAAUUGUUUAGGGGCUCUGUAGAAGGGUUCAAUCAAUUAGGAUAUUCGACAACCGAUCCCGUCUUCUCAACGCUACGAUCAAUGCAUUCAAUCCAAAGGGAUAUGAUAAUGCUGGAGAACCAAAUUCCUCUGUUUGUACUGGAACGUCUAUUCAGUAUUCAACAAAUUAAGCAUCCUGAGCACAUAGGAACCGUGAGUGAACUUGCAUUGAGGUUUGUCAAUCCAUUAAUGCCUACAGAUGAGCCAUCAUCAACAAAGAGUACUGAUGAAACCGCCUACCAAUUUGAUCCUCUACCAGAACUAGUUGGAGAACAUUGCCUGGCUGUCUUCUGGAGGAGUAUUCUAAGAAAAGGGUCUCAACCAAGGACGACGGUAAAUGAGACACCCGAUUCUGUUAAUUCCGUUUCCAUAUCCAUCCGCGUUAGGCAGCAGCUCAUUCACGGUGCCACCGAGUUAAGGGAUUCUGGAAUUCAUUUCAGGAAAAGAGAAACAGACAGGUUCUGGGAUAUAAAAUUCAAAGACGGAGUCCUCGAGAUUCCAAGGCUUCUGAUCCAUGAUGGUACAAUGACCCUUUUCCUCAACCUCAUUGCCUUUGAGCAGUGUCAUCUUGGAUGCCCAAAGUACAUAACUUCCUACGUCAUUUUCAUGGAUAACCUGAUCAGCUCCCCUGAAGAUGUUAGCAUCCUUCACAAUUGCGGAGUGAUGGAGCACUGGCUUGGAAGUGAUUCCGAAGUGGCUAACCUCUUUAAUCGUCUUUGCCAAGAAGUGGUUUUCGACAAAAAUGACAGUUACCUCUCUUCACUAUCGGCCCAGGUCAACGACUAUUGCGACAACAGAUGGCACACAUGGAGAGCAACUCUUUGCAAUAAGUAUUUCAAUAGCCCCUGGGCAGUAAUCAUAUUCAUUGCCGCCGUGGUCUCGCUAUUGCUCGCAUUUAUACAGGCAUUUUUUGGUGUUUAUGCCUAUUACAGACCAUCAACUCCACCUAGCCCCGGUCCUUUCCCUCCGGGAGGGCCUUAA